Calidris pugnax (ruff) is the source of this 3188-nucleotide messenger RNA. It is a transcript of the gene HPS4, whose product is annotated as Hermansky-Pudlak syndrome 4. The transcript is spliced from 13 exons. The record is from RefSeq and is a predicted model, not a curated record. NCBI's taxonomy places the organism in Eukaryota, Metazoa, Chordata, Aves, Charadriiformes, Scolopacidae. Bases 112 to 2229 code for a protein of 705 amino acids. Gene Ontology annotation, biological process: vesicle-mediated transport.
CCGCCGCCUACCCGGAAGUGGCUGUGGCGGCGGCGGGAGAGUGGAGCCUCUCAGCCCCGGUGGCGGCGGGGUCUUGCCGGAGGGACGGACUAGCCCGGUAGCCCGGUGCCCAUGGCCCCCCCCGCCGCGCCGGAGCCCGGCUCGGCACCAUGGUGGAAUUACUUUUUCCUUUACGACGGUUCGAAGGUGAAGGAAGAAGGAGACCCUACAAGUGCUGGAAUUUGUUAUUUCUACCCAUCUCAGACUCUCCCCGACCAGCAGGAGCUGCUGUGUGGACAGCUCGCCGGGGUGGUGCACUGCCUGACGGAGAUCUCUGGAGCUCCUCCAAGUCUCAUUCGCCUGAGGAAGCUCAAGUUUGCUGUUGUAGUGGACAGAGACUAUCUGUGGGUUCUGGGCUGUGCUGUUGAGCUCCCUGAUGUCAGCUGUAGGCGGUUUCUGGAGCAGCUCAUCAGCCUCUUCACCUUCUACAACGGACCUGUGCACCUCGCCUACACGGCAUUUUCCCAGGAGGAACUGAGCAGGCAGUGGGACAGAUACAUUAAACACAUCCAAAAAAACACCAGCGACCUCCACAAGAUUUUCAAUUCUCUCUGGAAUCUGGACAAAACCAAGGUGGACCCUCUGCUUUUACUGAAAGCAGCUCUCAUCUUGCAGACUUGCCAGCGCUCUCCUCACGUCUUGGCAGGCUGCAUUCUCUACAAAGGCUUGAUUGUGAGCACCCAGCUGCCACCUCCUCUCACUGCCAAAGUUCUCCUCCAAGGCGAUGAGUCUCCAGGCCAGAGGGAGCCUGGAGGUGAGGAGCAGCAGGAGCCUGAUUCUCCCUUGCCACAGGGUGUCCGUAUCAUCCCCGUAUUCCUAACAGAAGAUGAAGUCUCAGUGCUCCGAGAGUUUCCAGUGGAGUGGAUGAGUAGGUCGUCCGUGUCCCCGGCAAGCCCGGGAGGAGAGAAGAAUGCUCUCUGCUCCCAGGCAGUUUCAGAAUCAACAGGAAAUCAUGAAAAGCAAGACCUGAGCAGGAGCUCUGUGCAGGAGUCCCCUGAGCAAGCUUCAGGCACGGCUGCACCAGAAGAUGCUGCGCAAUCGGGUGGCCCUUUCAAGGGCUUCCCUGAAAUGGAAACCAGUACAAAGAAUUCUCCAGCUGCAAGACUGAGCACACCAGACAGCAAAAGCUCAGAGCUCGGUAGCAAAACAUCCUUCCCGUCAGAGAGAGACACGAAGCAGCUGCCAAACCCUUCCACACCCCAUACCGUUGAAUACACUCGGACUGCAGGUCCGUAUCUGGAAGGCUUUUCCUUCCCAAACCCUUACGCCCGGGAGCAGGAGGGUCAAAAUGUGGAAAAAUCCCUUGAGGACUCUGAUGUUGAGCAUCGUAGCUUCCAAAGUUAUUCUGCAGCCAGUGGCAGUCCAGCUGUUUGCUCUCCUGCCCAAGAGUUGAGCAGAAGGAAGUCGAAUGAACAAGAGCAAGGGACUCUGAGCCAAAAUAGCAUCUCUGGAGGAGGCGGUGGUGUGGAUGGUGGCAAAGUGCAGGGUUUGGAUUGUCCAGCCGCUGCUAUACCAUCAGAGCUCCAAAGCAGGAGGCAGCAACCAGCUGUAGAAGUUCAGAAGAGCCUGCCCAGUGACCCAGCAGAGAACAUGCAGAGUCCAGGGAGCGGGGAGAGUGGCUGGAUGCCUCAAAUGGACGCUCUGGGAGCCCAGACUGGUGCAGAGUCAGACAAACUGGUUAAAAUGAGCUUGUACGUUCACUGUAUUAAGGGGCUCGUGCUCUCCCUGUUGGCUGAAGAUGACCUCCGAGAGGACCAGAGCUCCGUGGAAGAUGUGUACCACAGCAGCCUGGCUUCUCUGAACGGCCUCGAGGUCCAUCUGAGAGAGACACUGCCCAAAGACUCCGCGUCCUCAACCAAGAUAACCUACAGGUUCACUCACUAUGAUUGUGUUCAGAAUGUGCUCACGGCCAACCUGCCCCACACACCGGGCCCUCUGGAGCGGCACUUCCUGAGAGCUGCCACGCUGAUCCACUCCGACUUCAGCCAGCUUCCAACAGCUUCAGAGGUGAUAAUCAGGAAUGCCUCCACGGCCGUCUACGCCUGCCGGAACCCCGUCCAGGAAACCUACUUCCAGCAGCUGGGUGCUCCUCUCCGCAACUCGGGUGUUCCCAACCCUCACGACAGCGCCUUCAGUUUGCCAAGCAAGGCCAAGCAGAAGCUGCUGAAGCACGGGGUGAACCUGCUUUGAACUGAGGCAAGGUCUCUCAGCCCUUUCACCUCCAAUAAGUAAAAAUCUCAAAGCCCUUUAUUCCCUAGGAGGCACGAGACUCCGUGCUAUGUCCAUGGAGGCUCCAGCUUGCCUUGCCCUGAGGAAGGGCCACUCUUUUCACCCUGUUCCUGCAGCGUAUUUUGUGCUCGUGCAGGGUGUUGGUGAUGUUAGCACUUACCAAAGACUGAAGGUAGAAAGCAGCAGUGUUGGGAUGCUUGGUUUACCUUGACUCUAGGAGUGUUUGUGGAGCUCUGCCGCCACAGAGACUCCUGGAGUGCCUUGUCCUAAAGUAAAAACCUCUUCUUGCUCUAAGCUACACAGAGAUGUCAGUCAGACACUGUGUCUGCCUGGAAUCCUGUGCCUUCACUUGCCCUGGUCAGACUCAGGCUUUAUUUAUACCUCUUAAUCUAUAGAACCAAUCCCCUGCCAUGAUGUAAUGCAUUACUUUGAUGAACAGAGCCUGCACCUUCUCACACUAACUGGAACAGAACAAAUGCUGCAAAAACUCAUAAUCCUCUUCCAGGCAUGGUCAGGAGGGUUUUAUGUUGUUGCUGAAUCUGGGACAUCCUUGUUCCUUCACAAGUGCCUGCUCCUCUGCCUCCUCUCCUCCCUCCUGUUGGAGGACCUUGUGUCACCUCCUUGCUCUCGCUGCCCGAUUUGUCUGUGCUCUGUUGACAGAGAAAGCAAGUGGGAGGCUCUGAAACUAACGGGACCAAAGAGGCUCUGUAGCUCCUUGGCAGCUCUUUUUGCUUGGAUGGAGGGGGUGUCCCCUCUCUGGGGGUGGUGGUGGUGGUUGCUUGGACCUGGGUGAUGCAUCCCUGCAUCUGACCGUGCUUUAUGUCCCGGAGCUGCUGCUGGCACACACCCACCCCUCACUGUGAAAAUAAAAGAGCCUCCAAGGCUCAUCCAAGCGCCGUGUGUCAGCGGCCAGAGUCCAA